AUGGCAGCGGAAUCUGAGCGCAAUGGACGUUUGUUUGAAAGGCCGAAACCCAAAGUUGGCGUGGAGCACGUCCAGCCUGAUCCUAGCAAGCUUGGCCAGAGUCAGCAACUCGGAAACAGUAAUGGCCAAGCCGAAGCCAUAGGCGUUGCUCAAGGCUUAGAUGACGAUUCCUUUCAGUUCGGGGAAGAGCUAGGAAAGAUCCAGUUCUCCCUCAUGUAUGACUUUCCCGAUCAAACACUGGUGCUGCGGAUCGUCAAAGCAAAUCAUCUUCCUGCCAAAGAUUUCAGCGGAACAAGUGAUCCUUUUGUUAAAAUCAUGCUUCUGCCAGACAAAAAAGUCAAAAUGGAGACCAAAGUGAAGAGGAAAAACCUCAAUCCUAUUUGGAAUGAAUCUUUUCAUUUUGAAGGUUAUCCAUACAGCAAAAUACAAGAGCGUGUUCUGCAUCUGCAGGUGCUGGACUACGAUCGCUUUAGUAGAAACGACCCGAUCGGGGAGAUCAACUUGCCACUCGCCGAGGUCGACUUGACACACGAAAAAUUGUACUGGAGGGCACUCACGCCAAGUAAAAAGUCAUCAGGUAAACUCGGGAGUUUACUGGUGUCAUUGUGCUAUGCACCUACAGCCGGAAGGAUUACGAUUACAGUCCUCAAGUGUCAAAAUUUAGCUGCCAAAGAUAUUACAGGAAAAUCAGAUCCGUACGUGAAAAUCUGGCACAUGCACAAGGACAAGCGCGUUGAGAAGAAGAAAACAGUCAUCAAGUACCACACGCUCAAUCCAGUCUAUAACGAGUCCUUCGUCUUUAACAUCCCGCUCGAUAGGAUACGUGACACGACCUUCGUCGUUUCGGUCCUGGACAAGGACCGCCUCUCAAAGAACGAUAUGAUCGGCGGGAUCCUUCUCGGCGCGCGGACGUCACCGGCCGAAAUGAGCCACUGGAAUGAGAUGAUGAGCAAGCCGCGGACUAAUAUUGCCAAAUGGCAUGUGCUAAAAGGGGUUAAUUGAUGAUAGCGCCGUCGCCGCGGCGUUUUCGAUGUCGAGUUGGUACUUUCAACACAUGUGCAUUUAUCCGACCGUAGAUUUCAAGCCAACUGUCCGACCCCC
Lytechinus pictus (painted urchin) is the source of this 1101-nucleotide messenger RNA. RefSeq names its product synaptotagmin-7-like. The record is from RefSeq and is a predicted model, not a curated record. Gene Ontology annotation, molecular function: calcium ion binding; calcium-dependent phospholipid binding; phosphatidylserine binding. Gene Ontology annotation, cellular component: plasma membrane; exocytic vesicle. The coding region runs from base 1 to 1002 and encodes 333 amino acids. Lineage: Eukaryota; Metazoa; Echinodermata; Echinoidea; Temnopleuroida; Toxopneustidae. The transcript has 7 exons. Gene Ontology annotation, biological process: regulation of calcium ion-dependent exocytosis; calcium-ion regulated exocytosis; cellular response to calcium ion.